AUGUUUUAUAUUGUUAUAUUUAUCUUAUUAUCAUCUGUAGAAGCACAAUAUUAUUCUCAACAACAACAACAAUGGCAACAACAACAACAGCAACAACAAUAUCAACAGCAAUAUCCAUAUAAUAAUUAUAAUUUGAGACCAUUUUAUCCACAAACUAAUACGUUCGGAACUCAAAAUCAACAACGUAUUCGUGGUAACCUUAUUAGUGAUGAUACAUCUAUGUUACCAUUUGGUUCACAAAUAGUUGUAUCAUUAGCAGAUGUUUCUCUUCAAGAUGCACCAUCUCGACCUUUAAAUACUCUUGUAUUAUAUGGAUCUUAUCGUUUUCCAAUACCUUUUGAAAUUCCAUAUUCAAUGGCACAAGUACAGAUGAAUGGUAAUGGUAUUGGACAAUAUGCUAUUCAAGCUCGAAUUGAAAAAGAUGGUCAAUUACUUUAUAUCAAUGAUCAAUAUACUCCAGUACAAUUAAUACCAGCAUCAAUCAAUCCGAUAAAUGUUUUCAUGAAAAAAAUUAGUACAUCAACUAGUCCCGGAAAUUUUGGAUCCUAUACGACAAGACCACCAAUAAUGGGUGGUUUGUCAAUUUGUUUACAAAAUCCGGAUAUUGGUCCUUGUAAAGCAAGCAUUGAGCAAUAUUUUUUUAAUGCUCAAUUAGGUUCAUGUCAAAUUUUCUUUUGGGGUGGUUGUGGUGGUAAUCAAAAUCGUUUUAACUCUCGUAGUGAAUGUGAACGUACAUGUUCAUUUUAUCGACGACGAAUGAUUACCAAUAAUGCAAAACAAAGAUGGAUAAAAUAA
This is a messenger RNA of Rotaria sordida, 795 nucleotides long. The record is from the annotation of a GenBank genome assembly. Lineage: Eukaryota; Metazoa; Rotifera; Eurotatoria; Philodinida; Philodinidae.